Onychostoma macrolepis is the source of this 1435-nucleotide messenger RNA. RefSeq names its product keratin 95 (gene krt95). Gene Ontology annotation, molecular function: structural molecule activity. Bases 115 to 1401 code for a protein of 428 amino acids. The record is from RefSeq and is a predicted model, not a curated record. Lineage: Eukaryota; Metazoa; Chordata; Actinopteri; Cypriniformes; Cyprinidae. The transcript has 8 exons.
CCCUGGAUCUUCAUCGCUAUAAGAGGUCAGAGCUGGACUCAAAGGUCCCAUCUUCGUCAGGAGAACUCUAACGGUUUCCUCUCUGGUAUCAUCUCAUCUCCAUAUCCACACACCAUGUCUUUCUCAGUCCGUACAUCAUCCUGCCUCAGUCCCAAGAGCAUGGCUUCUAAGUCCAUAGUCACUCCGAUUCGCUGUGGAACAAUUACUCCUUGCGGACCCAAAGCCUACAGUGUCUAUGGCUGUGGUUUUGGAGGAAGCACCCGCAUCUCUUCCUCCUGUUAUCGCAGAGUUGGUUGCUAUCCAAAUCUGCAGUGGAAAAUCGGUGGAGAUGUAUGUUAUGGCAAACCGAACAGUAUCAUGCUCGGGAACUGCGACAACAUCCAGCUGAAUGAGAAGUGCACCAUGCAGAACCUGAACGACCGUCUGGCAUCCUACUUGGAGAAGGUGCGUUCGCUGGAGGCUGCCAAUGCCAGUUUGGAGAGGCAGAUCCGCGAGUACUAUGAGAAGAAAGGGCCGAUCUGCCAGAAGGACUACAGCCCCUACUGGAACAUCAUCAAUUGCCUAAAGGAAAAGAUUGAAGCUGCUACCGCCAACAAUGCCAACAUCCUCCUGCAGAUCGACAACUCUAAACUGGCUGCUGAUGACUUCAAGAUAAAAUAUGAGCAUGAGUUAGCAGUGCGACAGUGUGUGGAGGCCGACAUUGCUAACCUGCGGCGCUUGCUGGACCAGAUGACCCUGACAAAGGCCGACCUGGAGAUGAAGAUCGAGAGUCUGCAGGAAGAUCUAGCAUGUUUGAAGAAGAACCACCAGGAGGAUGUGGCAGCACUACUGUGUCAGCUGACAGACACAAAAGUGUGUGUGGAAGUGGAUGCUGCUCCUCAGCAAGACCUGAACAAGGUUUUGGAAGAAAUCCGUUGUCAUUACGAGACCAUCAUAGACAAACACCGCAGAGAACAGGAGUGCUGGUUCAAAGAGAAGACGGCGCAACUGUGCAUAGAUGUGGCCAGCAAUACAGAGUGCCUAGAAACCUCUAGGUCACAGAUCUCAGAUUUGCGGCGUACCUUGCAGUGCCUGGAGAUCGAGCUACAGUCUCAAAUCAGCAUGAAAAGAGCACUGGAAUGCUCUCUGUUGGAAACAGAGGCUAGGUACAGCACUAUACUAGCAGGUUUCCAGAAACAAAUCAACGCAUAUGAGGCAGAGCUUUGUCAGGUGCGCAGUGGCAUUGAGCAGCAGGGCAGAGACUAUGCUGCACUCCUGGACAUCAAGAGCCGUCUGGAGCAGGAGAUCGCCACCUACAGGUGUCUCCUGGAAAAUCAGGACAUUAAGACUCAAGAACAGGGUGGGGUAUUUGUGUGCAAGACAACAGCUGACACAAUGUUCAAAUGUACACAAGUUAUAUGAACAAUGUUAAAUGUAAACAAAGAAUCUAAUGGAG